This is a messenger RNA of Fomitopsis serialis, 534 nucleotides long. RefSeq lists its product as uncharacterized. The coding region runs from base 1 to 534 and encodes 177 amino acids. Lineage: Eukaryota; Fungi; Basidiomycota; Agaricomycetes; Polyporales; Fomitopsidaceae. The transcript has 5 exons. The record is from RefSeq and is a predicted model, not a curated record.
AUGGCGCACCGCGCAUCGAUCGUCGACCCCACUCGUGGUCCGAGUGGAAGGCGUUAUCUCAUCAUGGCUUACGAAGAGCGUGUCACGUAUGAAGCCAUUCAAGUUGGGCUACAGCACGAGUUCGAACGUGAAGGCGAGGAGUUUCUUGACGGCAAGAAGGCUCGCCUGUUUUUCGUCCAGCUCCCCAGUGGCCGCUAUGUUUUAUUGGUCAAAGCUCACAACCCGGAUUCUGAGGCCGAGGGCAGAUUCCACAAGCUGAUCUUGACGGAGAACACCUUCUUCACGUUCACCGAGAGCCGCGCCACCAAGCAAUGGCUGCAGGGCAAAUUUUCGUUCACUAUCAAGUUCAACAGCAGCAAUGCUCUGUGGACUCUGAUCAGAUGUGUGCACCACGCGCGCCAGACCGCCGUCGACAACACUGCCCAGGACACUGCUGAGGACGAAGUCGAUGCUCUCGAAGUUAGACUGAAGCAUCUGGAGGAGAUCGCUUUCACUUCUAGCUUAGAAGCCAUGACGUCGGACCUCGAUCACUAA